Molecule: messenger RNA, 2043 nt
Organism: Telopea speciosissima
Lineage: Eukaryota; Viridiplantae; Streptophyta; Magnoliopsida; Proteales; Proteaceae
Product: protein disulfide isomerase-like 1-6
Exons: 12
Coding region: 186-1778 (530 amino acids)
Biological process (GO): response to endoplasmic reticulum stress; protein folding
Cellular component (GO): endoplasmic reticulum
Molecular function (GO): protein disulfide isomerase activity
Source: RefSeq, a predicted model, not a curated record
UUCCUUCCUUCUCAGUUGUAGUCUUGUUGAAUCCCAACUCUUCGCACGGUCUCAAAGAAAACCCAAUUGGCGAAUUGCUCGAAACUUCGUCACAGGAAACAGAUCUUUCUCGGGAUUGCUGGCCUAUUCAUGGUGAAAAUUCCUCAAAUUGAUCAACAUUUUUGUUUUGCUCAUUAGUCAUUACCAUGCUUGUCACAAAGCCAACUUUCAGAUUCCUCUUUUUCGCCAUCACUCUCGUGCUAUUCGUGUGUUUCAUCGUCCCCAUCACGGCCUCUGAGUCUGUGACAAAUGCUGAUGAAGACAACGAUUUGGAAGGUUUUGAAGAGCUAUUAGCGUUGGAUGAAGAAGAAGAAGAACAAGAGCACAAAGACACUCAAGUAAGAUCCUCUGAGGCUGAGAUUCUAUCCAAGGCGCAGAGAAUCGUUCUGGAACUCAACAAUGACAACUUUAAGCGGGUUAUCGAUGCUAAUGAGUUUGUUAUGCUUUUGGGUUAUACCCCUUGGUGUGCAAGAAGUGCAGAGUUGAUGCCUCAAUUUGCUGAGGCCGCAACGGUUCUUAAGGAUGUGGGCAGUUCCCUUUUGAUGGCUAAGCUCGAUGCGGAACGGUACCCUAAAGCGGCUUCCAAGCUUGGCAUCAAAGGCUUCCCUACACUUCUUCUCUUUGUCAACGGGAGCUCUCAUGCGUAUACCGGUGGAAAUAAUGCGGAGGAAAUAGUGAUUUGGGCAAGGAAGAAAACUGGUGUGCCCAUUAUUAGAUUAAACUCGAUAACCGAGUCUGAACAAUUCCUCAAAAAGCACCCAAUGUUUAUCAUUGGAUUGUUUGAGAAAUUUGAGGGUCCUGACUAUGAAGAAUUUGUGAAAGCAGCAAGUGAGGGAAAUGAAAUCCAGUUUGUGGAAGCUUGCAAUGCUGAGGUUGCCAAAGUUCUUUUCCCAGAUAUUGCAACUAGAAAUCUUUUCCUUGGUCUUGUCAAAAGUGAGCCUGAGAAAUAUGUCCAAUUUGAAGACACCUUCAAAAAGGAGAGAAUAUUGGAGUUCUUGGAAUAUAACAAGUUUCCGCUGGUUACAAUGCUGACUGAACUUAAUUCCGUUAAAGUCUUUUCCAGUCCUGUCAAACUCCAGGUUUUCAUCUUUGCAAGGACUGAUGAGUUGAAGAAUCACAAGGAGCUUCUUGAAGAUGUCGCGAGAAAGUUCAAAUCAAAGAUAAUGUUUGUAUAUGUAGACAUUACAGAGGACAACCUCGCAAAGCCCUUUUUGACAUUAUUUGGGCUUGAAGAAUCAGAAGGGACCAUUGUUACAGCUUUUGAUAACAAAAUUUCCUCAAAGUACUUGUUGGAGUCGGAUCUAACAAUGAGCAGUUUAGAGGAAUUCUGCUCAAGGCUUCUACAGGGUACUCAGCCACCUUACUUCAAAUCAGAGGCCAUACCAGAUAAUAAGGGGAAAACCAUCCAGACUGUAGUGGGAAGGACAUUUGAUGACAUUGUUUUGAGCAGUCCCCAGAAUAUUUUUCUAGAGGUUCAUACACCUUGGUGCAUUGACUGUGAGAAAACAAGCAAACAGAUAGAAAAGCUGGCUAAGCACUUCAAAGGGUUGAAUAGUCUAAUUUUUGCAAGAAUAGAUGCUUCUACAAAUGAACAUCCAAAGCUACAGGCCUCAUGCACAAAUAUCUUCCACAUGACUCCAAUAGUGCUCCAAUUUUAUGGAUAUGUUGUAAAUUUUCAUCUAUCCAAUGAUAAGUCUUGCAAAACCCCAAUUUCCCACUUCAGAGAUAUAAAGCUUUGAAAAAUUUGACCAAUUAAUACAAGUGUAGAAGUCCAACACAUAGUGGAGUAUAUAAUGGAGAUGGGAUCCAAAUCUUGACAUGUUGCUAAUCCAAGGGUGAACCAACCAUCCAAUUGUUUGUCUGACCGGAGGAGCCCUCCAGUGGCUCAAAAAUGGUGGACCAUCGAGAUAAGAUUAUGUUGGUGGCCUGUGUAAAGAUAUCUUCCCUUUGAGUAGUAUGGAUAAUUAUAUAAGGGAUUUUCUUAUUGACAACCCCCAAGUUGUC